Drosophila grimshawi is the source of this 1392-nucleotide messenger RNA. RefSeq lists its product as uncharacterized. The record is from RefSeq and is a predicted model, not a curated record. Bases 98 to 1027 code for a protein of 309 amino acids. Lineage: Eukaryota; Metazoa; Arthropoda; Insecta; Diptera; Drosophilidae. The transcript has a single exon.
CUUUGCAACCAAAUACAAUUAUAUAUAUAAAUUUGUGAUUGCGUUUAAUUUCUUAACAUUUCGAUACAUAUCAAAAUUACUAUUUGAAAUAUAUUUAAUGGCAAGUUCAUCCACACAUGAAGUCUGCAGAGCAGCUGGUUUACCCCUCUGUGAACCUGAGUCAUCUACUUCCGUAGAUGAGGUUCAUCCGUUUAGGAAAAUUCUGUCACCACAACCGGCAAAGACUUUACUGUGUGACUGUGUUUUUGGAGACGACGGCGAUGAUGAUGAGGGGGGUGAGUCGGAGCUGAGUCUGGAGCAGCCCCUAACUGAAGGGGAUGAUCUACAGCUGGAAGAUAUACAGGAUGAGCUGGAUAAGAAGAAGGCGUUCGUUGAUCUCAUCGGCAAGCGACUAAGCCUGCAGGUACCCGACUGCCCCAUUGGGGAUGUCUGUGUGGACAAGCAGCUGGAACUGAACAAUUUUGACACCCAUCCCGAGAUUCUCGAGCUACAGCGCAACAAUCACAAGCUGAGCCUGCAGAUCCGUGCGCUGCAGCACAGCUGCACGGCUACUGAUGCAUCCCUGAAACACUUGCGCAUGCUUCUGGACCGCGAAUUGGAGGCAGCCGUUGUACUGCAGCGUCGCCUAGAUCGGCUGGACUCCGUAAGGCGCACCAUGGAGCACGAGCAGGCGCUGUGCCGCCAGCGCUAUCGCCAUUUACAGGAGGACAAGUACGAGUGGCAGGAUUGCCAUGCGUACAUCAAGCGGAGCCGAGAGGAGGCAUCGCUGGAGCUGGUGAAGUUUGUGCCACGCUUGGAGUACAUCCAGCCCAAACACGAUGCUGUCCAGCUGCUCAAUCAGACCAAGCGGCUUGGGAAGGAGUUGCACGAAUUUCUCGUCGAGAACAUGGCCAGGCUGAGCCUGCGACUGGGCCUGCGUGCCUCCACAGGCCACCACGCCGAGCUGGGCAACAAUCCGCGGCUGGGCACGUUCAUUUCCGAGUUCCUGCAACGCAACGAGAGACUCUUUACCGAGGCGACGCCCUAAAGCGAAAUCUGCACCAAAUUGUUCAAUUUGUCAUGGCAAGUGAAUGUGCCAUAAGGCGACAACAGUGGACCUAAACCUACCAUCGAGUUCAUUUGCAUUUGCCAUAAAUGGUAGGGGAGCCAAACAUAACGAAACGCCUUGAUUAUGUUGUUGUUGGUGUUUGGUGGGUGUGCUUGACCAUUUGAAGCGGUCGCAUCCACGUGACGCCAGCUGCUGCAAAUGUUAGCCAUUUCGAAUACCCUUGCUGAGGGUCUUCCAGCUUCAUGUGACGUAAAAAUAGAAAUCGAAAUACAUCGCCGAUUUCGCAAGCGGACAAUAAACAUUGUGUAUUAAUAUUUAAUAAUAUAUUUCAAUAUUUAUAUUUA